This is a messenger RNA of Eruca vesicaria subsp. sativa (arugula), 1146 nucleotides long. The record is from the annotation of a GenBank genome assembly. Lineage: Eukaryota; Viridiplantae; Streptophyta; Magnoliopsida; Brassicales; Brassicaceae.
AUGCGUACACCUAACACAGAUUCCGCCGCCACAGCGACAGAGACGAACCCUAGGGAGCUCGUUUUCACCAAAUUAGAGUCAUCUCUCCUCGUCUCUGACUCUGACUCUCCUCCCAAAGAACUUCCUCUCUUCCCUCCGAUCUCUCGCAGAGAUCCUUCAGAUGAGGAAGGCAUUACAUGGAGGAAGCAGAGAGGUUGUGGCUGCAGGCAGUCUAAAUGUUUAAAAUUGUACUGUGACUGCUUUGCAUCAGGAGUGUUAUGUAACGAAUGUGAUUGUGCUGAUUGUCAUAACAAUACUGAGAACUUUUAUAUCAGAGAAGAAGCUGUUUUGAAUGUGCUAGAUCGCAAUCCAAAUGCAUUCAAUGGAAAGUCUCCCAGCUUCCUAACUGAUAAGCAGUGUAAGUUUGCAACUGAUACUAAACCUGGACUGCUUUCGAGAGGCUGUAAAUGCAAAAGAACAAAGUGCUUGAAGAAGUACUGUGAAUGCUUUCAGGCUAAUGCUAUGUGUUCUGAUAACUGUAAAUGCAUCAACUGCGAGAAUGUCAAUGCUCUAGGAACCAUUUCUGCUCAGAGUUCUCUACAGGUAUACCGGAUGAGAAGAUACAGAGAGUGGAAUUCUUGUCCAGCUCCUUUAAGUUCAAUGCCUGACAAUUACAUUCUAGAUUCUCUUGAGUCCCCUAUCUAUAGCUCUACUAAACUCCCUUACCGAAAGAAAAGGUCACGGCUAGGAUAUACCAACAAACUUGUUUCAAACUUGGGAGAUCUAAGAUCGCUUCUCUUAGCAGCAUCUGAAUCUGCUACAGCCAAUGCAGGUAACAACUGUCUUAUAGAAACUCAGCUUUGUAAUAGAUCUACCAUUCAUUCUUUGCUUGGUUUAGAAGACAAGAACAUCAUAUGCAUAAAGCCUGAUGAUAAGGAAGACAAUGAACUAUGGGAUGAUGAGUCUGAGAGCUGUAUUGUGGAAGAAGAAGAUAUACAAUCAUGUGGAAGAUUGAUCCAGCUUAUUGAUGCUCAAUACAAUGGAGAGGUGGAUUCCCAAACCAAGACAAGUUUCAAUGAAAGAGAUAUAUACAUGGUUCAGGAACGAGCAGUGCUUGAAACUUUCAGAGACUGCCUCCACAAGUACAUGAAGGUUGGAUUCAUGUAA